This is a messenger RNA of Rhinopithecus roxellana (golden snub-nosed monkey), 1821 nucleotides long. RefSeq names its product huntingtin associated protein 1 (gene HAP1). Gene Ontology annotation, molecular function: signaling receptor binding. The record is from RefSeq and is a predicted model, not a curated record. Lineage: Eukaryota; Metazoa; Chordata; Mammalia; Primates; Cercopithecidae. Gene Ontology annotation, cellular component: dendrite. Gene Ontology annotation, biological process: neurogenesis; neurotrophin TRK receptor signaling pathway; anterograde axonal transport of mitochondrion.
AUGCGCCCGAAGGUGUCCGGGAGUGGUUGCGCUGGGAGCCCCGGGACCGGAGACCCAGCAGCACUCACCUGUGCACCCUCGCCCUCAGCCAGUCCCACUCUGGAGCCCUCUGCGCAGCCGCAGGCACGGGGCACUGGACAGAGAGCAGGAUCCCGAGCUGCCUCUGGAUCCCAAGUCCUCUCGGAAGCCGGCACCGGAGCUCGCCCGGCCUCCGAGGCUGGAGUCAAGGCAGGAGCCCGGCGCCAGUCUGCAUUCUCGGCCAUCCAAGGGGAUGUCCGGUCUGUGCCCAACAAUUCGGACUCGCCGUGGGCCCGCUUCGUAUUCCAAGGGCCGUUUGGUUCCCGGGCCACUGGCCUGGGGACUGGAAAGGCAGCGGGCAUCUGGAAGACACCAGCCGCCUACUUUGGCCGGCCACCCGGGGUGUCCGGCCCUGAGCGCGCCGCCUUUAUUCGAGAGCUGGAGGAAGCACUGUUUCCUAACCUACAUCCGCCAGUCAAAAAGAUUACCCAGGAAGACGUCAAAGUGAUGUUAUAUUUGCUGGAGGAGGUGUAUCCCAGACACUGGGAGAGCAUUACCUAUGGGUGAGUCCUUCUGCAGAGAGACAGGGACCUGAACACUGCAGCUUGCAUCGGCCAGUUCAUGGUGAAACAGAACAGUGUUUUGAUGGAGGAGAACAGCAAGCUGGAAGCCCUGCUGGGCUCAGCCAAGGAGGAGAUUUUACACCUCAGACACCAGGUGAACUUGCGGGAUGACCUCCUCCAUCUCUACUCAGAUUCUGAUGAGGAGGAAGAGGAGGAAGCAGAGGAAGACCAGCAGCGUGCUCAUCCCUGUGAUGCCCCCAAGCUGAUUUCGCAGGAGGCGUUGCUGCACCAGCACCACUGCCCACAGCUGGAAGCCUUGCAGGAGAAGCUGAGGCUGCUGGAAGAGGAGAAUCAUCAGCUGAGAGAAGAGGCCUCUCUACUUGACACCCUUGAGGAUGAGGAACAGAUGCUCAUUCUGGAAUGUGUGGAGCAGUUUUCGGAGGCCAGCCAGCAGAUGGCUGAGCUGUCGGAGGUGCUGGUGCUUAGGCUGGAAAACUACAAACAGCAGCAGCAGGAGGUUGUUCGGCUGCAGGCCCAGGUGCUGAAGCUGCAGCAGCGCUGCCGGACACUGCAGGACCUGCAGAAGUACACGGAUUGUGGGGGCAUGCUGAAUGAGAUGCAGGAGGAGGUGAGGACCCUCUGCCAGCAACCCCCAGUGUCCGCUGGGUCUGCCACCCAUUCCCCGUACCGCAUGCCUCUGGAGACUCUUCCUGGUUUCCAGGAGACCCUGGCUGAGGAGCUCAGAACGUCUCUAAGGAGGAUGAUCUCAGACCCUGUGUAUUUUAUGGAAAGGAAGUAUGAGAUGCCCAGAGGGGACACAUCCAGCCUAAGGUAUGAUUUUUGCAACAGUGAGGAUGGAGAGCAGGUGCAGGGGUUUGAGGCUGAGGAAGGGUUGAUGCUGGCAGCAGAUAUUAUGCGGGGGGAAGAUUUCACGCCUGCAGAGGAGUUGGUGCCCGAGGAGGAGCUGGGGACUGCUGAAAAGGUGCCGGCUGAGGAAGGGGUGAUGGAAGAGGCAGAGCUGGUGUCGGAGGCGACUGAGGCCUGGGAGGAGGUGGAACCGGAGCUAGAUGAGGCAACGCGGAUGAACAUGGUGACGUCAGCCCUGGAGGCCAGUGGCUUGGGCCCUUCACACCUGGACAUGAAGUAUGUCCUCCAGCAGCUGGCCAACUGGCAGGAUGCCCAUUACAGGCGGCAGCUGAGGCAGAAGAUGUUCCAGAAAGAGCCCCAGCCACGGACCUAA